Cetraspora pellucida is the source of this 229-nucleotide messenger RNA. The record is from the annotation of a GenBank genome assembly. Lineage: Eukaryota; Fungi; Glomeromycota; Glomeromycetes; Diversisporales; Gigasporaceae.
GCAAGCACAAAGCAGACAAACACAAAGUGGGCAAGCACAAAGUGGGCAAGCACAAAGCAGGCAAGCACAAAAUUGGCAAGCACAAGGCAGGCAAGCAUAUGAUGGGCAAGCACAAGGUGGGCAAAUGCAUGGUGGGCAAGCACAAAGUGGGCAAGCACAAGGUAGGCAAGCACAAAGCAGUCAAGCACAAGGUGAGCAAGUGAAUGGCAGGCAAGAACAAGGCAAGUGA